AUGGCUGAUUCUUUGCUGGUGGGUGAAACUUCUGGCUUUUGUUGGCGGGAGUAUUCCACAAUCACUUGCAUAGUCCUGAUUAUGAUUCUGUGUAUAAUAUUGAUCUUGACAUUCAGAAAUUAUUUGAAAAUUUCAUUGUUCCUCAUAGGAAUAAUAGUUGUGCUAUUCUCUGCAAAUAUCUGCUUUGUCUUUUGCAAGAGCCUGGAUUAG
Molecule: messenger RNA, 210 nt
Organism: Trichobilharzia regenti
Lineage: Eukaryota; Metazoa; Platyhelminthes; Trematoda; Strigeidida; Schistosomatidae
Source: the annotation of a GenBank genome assembly